CAACGAUUUCCACUGGGUGAUAUCUCUCAAAAACCAUGACCGCGCAAGAAAGCCCCCUUCGCCACGAAGACUACACCAUCGCCUGCAUCUGCCCGAUGGGAGUGGAACAAGCCCCCGUCGAAGCGAUGCUCGACGAAACCCACUGCAGCCUACCCAUCCGCCAUGGCAUGGGGAGUUACACCUUAGGCCGUAUGAGCAAACACAAGCUCGUCAUCGCCAUCCUAUCAACAACCGGAACCAUAGGAGCGACAGCCGGAGCGGUCCAGCUACUCAACGACUUCCCAUCAACCCGAUUAAUCAUCGUGGUGGGAAUAGCAGGCGGGAUCCCAGAUCUUGCUCGUGGCAUUGACCUCCGGCUAGGCGACGUGGUAGUCAGCAGGCCGACGGGACUGUGUCCGGGGGUGGUUCAGUUCGACCGGGGCAAGGCUCUCUCCAACGGUCGACUAGAGCGGGCUGGCACGUUGCACAGGCCCCCAGAUAUUCUGCUGGCAGCUGCAGCGAAGUUAGAGGCUCGUCAUCAGCGCGAGGGCAGUGAAAUCCCGCAGCACAUAACCGCCAUGCACCGAAAAUACCCCAAAAUGCACCAAGGGAACUACAUCCACCAAGGCGCAGCGAACGACACGCUAUUCCUUGCGGACUUUCACCAUCGCAGCAGAACAGACUGCAGGGACUGCGAUCCAGGCCAGGCCGUUCAACGUGUACCCCGGGCAGACGACACGCCCGUCGUGCAUUAUGGGACGAUCGGGUCAUCGAACGUGGUGGUUAAGGACGGUCGCACGCGGGAUCAGUUGCGCGAUGAGCUCGACAUUCAGUGCGUGGAGAUGGAGGCGGCAGGGGUGAUGCAUGUCUUUCCUUGCUUGGUGGUCCGGGGUAUCUGUGAUUAUGCGGACUCGCAUAAGAAUAAGCGGUGGCAGCCGUACGCGGCGGCUGUGGCGGCGGGGUAUAUGAAGGAGUUGCUGUCGAUGAUUCCGUUGGAUACUUGGGUUGAGAAUGAGGGAGUUGAUAGUUCUGAGGGGAGAGGUGCAAUGGUGGCUGAUGCGGGAGAAACGGAUAGUGCUCGUGAUGUUGUCGGCCUGAGGCAGUGGGUCAUGGUUUGCCUGAUUGUAACUUUGAUCGUGUACACCUUCUCUGGCUUUCGAUAGGAGGUUUAUAAUGCUGUGG
Messenger RNA from Aspergillus saccharolyticus JOP 1030-1, 1161 nucleotides. RefSeq names its product 5'-methylthioadenosine/S-adenosylhomocysteine nucleosidase family protein. Gene Ontology annotation, biological process: nucleoside metabolic process. Gene Ontology annotation, molecular function: catalytic activity. The transcript has a single exon. Lineage: Eukaryota; Fungi; Ascomycota; Eurotiomycetes; Eurotiales; Aspergillaceae. The record is from RefSeq and is a predicted model, not a curated record. Bases 36 to 1142 code for a protein of 368 amino acids.